Messenger RNA from Aspergillus fijiensis CBS 313.89, 395 nucleotides. RefSeq lists its product as uncharacterized. Bases 107 to 340 code for a protein of 77 amino acids. The transcript has a single exon. Lineage: Eukaryota; Fungi; Ascomycota; Eurotiomycetes; Eurotiales; Aspergillaceae. The record is from RefSeq and is a predicted model, not a curated record.
GAGAGAUGAUAGGGAAUUGAUUGUAAGCGCAGUUGACUUGAUAGUCCCAUGAUCUUUUUCCGGCUCUUUGAAUCUCUCAUAGUCAUAUUCUCGCUUCCUUCAGGGGAUGAGAGAGUGUUCCAUAGUUAAGAGUAAGAUGUGUGAGCGAGGGAGAGAGACGAGCGCGCGCGCAACUGCAUGCAAUGAUGCGGGGGUUAAGGAACAUCUGCCACUGGCUGGCGGCGGGUUGCUGGUCUGCUGUGUUCAAUUUCAACCUCAUUUGAUUGACCCGGGUUUACUACUACUAGUAGUAGUACUGCCAAUUGCCCUUAACGAGGAUCAAAAUGCCAAGAUCUCCUAGUCAUUUGUUCCUUGGACCUUUCCUGACUUCUGCAAUUUGGAAUCCCUGCGAGCUU